Molecule: messenger RNA, 4510 nt
Organism: Vigna umbellata (rice bean)
Lineage: Eukaryota; Viridiplantae; Streptophyta; Magnoliopsida; Fabales; Fabaceae
Source: RefSeq, a predicted model, not a curated record
AAAGAAAAUAAAGCAAAGUUGAUAUUCCACAUGUUACCAAACCCACGUUGUGCUGUCGGAAAUAGUCAACAGCAAUUGCUUCCCCGCCACAUUCCUUUAUUGAAGUAAAUGCUUCCAAUUUUCACAAUAUUCACUCAUUAUCUUUUGUCAGUCCUUCAUUCACGUAACUUAGCUGCACUUCCCAUUUUCUCAAUCCUUUCUUCUCCUCAAUUUUGCCACUUCCUUUCCAACCAUGCCUGUCCUUGAAACACUUGGUGGUGCUCUUUUUGGUGCUGUUCUUCAGAUGAUAUUUGACAAGCUGGAUUCUCAUCAAGUUUUGCACUACUUUCGAGGGAGAAAUCUCGACGAGAAGCUGCUGAAAAAGUUGAAGAGGAAUUUGAUGGACAUCAAUGCUGUGAUAGAUGAUGCAGAACAAAAGCAGUUCAGUAAUUCAUUGGUCAAAGAAUGGAUUGAUGAGGUUAGAGACGUCUUGUAUGAUGCAGAAGAUCUGCUGGAGCAAAUAGACUAUGAAUUCUCCAAGACUAUGUUGAAAGCUGAAUUCCAGACCAGUUCUAGCAAGGUCCACAGUUUUGAAUCCAAGAUCAUAGCACUCAUAGAUGAUCUAGAAUAUCUUUUGAACCAAAAGAUUGUUAAAAAUCUCAAAGUUUACAGUGGCGAUAGAUCUGGGUUUGGUAAUAAGGUGUCGGAGAAAAAAGUUGAAUCAACGUCGUUGGUGGCUGAAGAGGUUAUUUAUGGCAGAGAUAAGGACAAAGAAAUUAUCUUUAGCUGGCUGACAUCUGACACUAAUGAUAAUAAGCUGUCAAUACUUUCUAUUGUGGGUAUGGGUGGGAUGGGUAAGACCACACUUGCUCAACAUGUAUACAAUGAUCCAAAGACAGAGGAAGCUAACUUUGAUGAAAAAGCUUGGGUUUGCGUUUCUGAUGCAUUUGAUGCUUUGAGAGUAUCCAAAACAAUUAUUGGAGCUUUCACUAACUCAAUAUAUGGCAGUGGAGACCUAGAAAUGGUUCAUGGAAAAUUGAAAACAUGGUUGCCCGGAAAGAAGUUUCUUCUUGUUCUGGAUGAUGUUUGGAACGAAGACCGAAACCAAUGGAAAGCAUUACAAACACCUCUUACGUUUGGAGCUAAAGGAAGUAAAAUUAUAGUCACAACACGCAGUCACAAAGUUGCUUCUAUCAUGCAGUCAACCUACAUACUCCAACUAAAGCAAUUAGAUGAAGAUCACAGCUGGGAAACUUUUGCUAAACAUGCAUUCCAAGAUGAAAACUCUAAGUUGAAUUCGGAGUUAAAGGAGAUUGGCAUGAAGAUAGUUGAAAAGUGCCAAGGAUUGCCUCUGGCCCUUGAAACAAUAGGAUGUCUUUUACAGUCAAAGUCAUCUGUUUCAGAGUGGGAAGGUGUAUUGACAAGCGAGAUAUGGGACUUACCAAUAGAAGAUAGUAAAAUCGUCCCUACUUUGUUGCUGAGCUAUUACCAUCUUCCUUCUCAUCUCAAGAGAUGUUUCGCUUAUUGUGCAAUAUUCCCCAAAGACUAUAGGUUUGACAAGGAGAGUUUAAUUCUCUUAUGGAUGGCUCAAAAUUUUCUAUAUUGCUCUCAACAAAGUAAGUCUCUAGAAGAAGUAGGUGAAAACUACUUCAAUGAUCUAGUAUCAAGGUCAUUCUUUAAACAAAUAAUUAGGAACAAAAAAACAUAUUUUGUCAUGCACGACCUUCUCAAUGAUUUAGCAAAAUAUGUUUCAGGUGAAAUCUGCUACAGGUUAGGCGUUGAUGAUGAAAAAAGAGUAUCAAGGAAGACCCGUCACUUAUCAUAUGAAAGCGGUCCUAUUCAAUGUGAUACGAGUUUAUGUGAUGCUAAAGGGUUACGGACAUUUAUAACCUUGUCCUGCGAUCGUAAGAUUUCAAUAGAAGAGUUAAUCUCCAACUGUAAGUUCUUACGAGUCUUAUCAUUGCAUUGGUGUUUUACGGUGCCUGAUAGUAUAGGCGAUCUUAUACACCUCCGCUUAUUAGACCUUUCAAAUUCCAACAUAAAGAGACUUCCUGACUCAACCUGUUCACUCUAUAACUUGCAAGAGUUGAAGCUAAACGAUUGCAUGCGUUUGAAGGAGCUGCCCUUGACUUUGCAUGAGCUCACCAAUUUGCGCCGCCUUGAACUGAUGGGAAAUACUUUAAUAAAGGCUCUACCCCAUUUAGGAAAGUUGAAGAAUCUUCACGUGUGGAUGGGCAUGUUUGAGGUUGGCAAAAAUAGUGAGUUCAGUAUUCGACAAUUAGGAGAACUUGAUCUUCAUGGAAGGCUGUCAAUUAAAAGUCUUGAAAAUAUCGCAAAUCCCUACGAGAUGAAUUUGAAGAAUAAAAGACAUAUUGUGAGGCUGAGUUUACAAUGGAAUUUGAAGGAGAACAAUGCCGAUUCAAUGAAACAAAGAGAAGUACUUGAGAAUUUGCAACCUUCUAGACAUUUGAAGUACUUGUCAAUCGAUGGCUAUGGUGGCACACAAUUUCCCCGUUGGCUAUAUGAUAAUUCUCUAUCGAAUGUUGUGUCCUUAACCUUGAAGCACUGUAAAUAUUGCCUACUGUUGCCUUCCCUCGGACUAUUGACAUUUCUCAAGCACUUGGCAAUAGAUGGCCUUGAUCAAAUACUGAGGAUAGAUGCUGAUUUUUACGGGAAUAGCUCUUCUGCAUUUCCAUCCUUAGAAAUAUUGAGCUUUACUAAUAUGAAAGAAUGGGAAGAAUGGCAAUGCAUGAAGGGUGCUUUUCCAUGUCUUCAAAGUCUUUCUCUGAUGAAUUGUCCCAAGCUGAAAGGAAACUUGCCAGAACAACUUUCUCUUCUAAAGAGACUGUCUAUUAGACGUUGUGAACAACUUGGGGCUUCGAUUCCCCUGGCAAUAGAAAUGGAAGGUGUGAAGAUGGAGCCAUCUUCAUUUGAUAUGAUAGGGCCCCUCGUGUCUGAUACUCCGCUUGAAUUCUUGUAUAUUGAUUUUUGUCCGGGUAGGAAUAUUCCCAUAAACCAUUGCUACUAUUUCCUUGUAGAUUUAAAUAUCAAGAAAUGUUGUGACUCUCUCACGAACUUUUCCUUGGACUUGUUUCCAAAGCUCUCCCACCUUUCGUUAAACAGGUGUCAUAACCUACAGAUGAUAUCGCAGGGACACACUCAUGGUCAUUUGAAGAGUUUGGAAAUUAAAAAGUGUCCUCAAUUUGAAUCAUUUCCCAAUGAUGGAUUAUUUGCACCUCAGCUAGAGACAUUUUCUAUCAAAGGAUUGGAGAAAUUGAAGUCAAUGCCUAAAUGCAUGUCUGCCCUUCUUCCAUCUCUUAAUCAGCUGUACAUACACAGUUGUCCAGUGGUGGAAUUGUCCGAGGGAUGUUUGCCAUCAAAUGUAAAAAAAAUGUCGCUUCUGCAUUGCUCCAAACUUGUGGCCUCCCUAAAGGGGGCUUGGGGAACCAACCAUUCCUUAAAAGUCUUGGAUAUUGGCAAUGUGGAUGUGGAGUGUUUUCCGGGUGAAGGUUUGCUCCCACUUUCUCUUAGUUAUCUAGAGAUAUCUGAUUGUCCAAAUCUUAAGAAACUCGACUUCAGGGGACUCUGUCAACUCUCCUCUCUUCAGAAUUUGACUCUUCUUGACUGUCCUAUACUCCAAUACUUGCCAGAGGAGGGUCUGCCCAAAUCCAUCUCACUACUCGUAAUUGAGAAUUGUCCGUUGCUCAAAUAGCGCUGCAAGAAACAAGAAGGUAAAGACUGGGAAAAGAUUGCUCACAUUAAAACUAUACUGGUUGAUAUUAAUGCCGAUGAAAAAUAGAAAAUACUGGUUCAUCAUAUUGAUAGUGUACGAGUAUUGAUAUAAGACAAAGCACACGUUGGAAAUUACUAAGUCACCAAUUCUCGUAUGCCUACAUUUUCCUCAGGUGCCAACUCUCCAUAAUAUCUUUGAUGCAUUUCAAAUACAUUCUUAUUUAGUGCAAAUAAUUUAGUAUCUAGUUUACCACUUUCUUCACACGUCAACUUUUCGUCUUUCCAUGCUUAUUGUCGAUAUUCUCUUUUGUAGUUUAAUGACAAUGCUUAUAUUUAGGGAACGAGGAACAUGGUGAAGGGGGAAAAGUAUGAAAUUUCUUACGCCAAUUUUGUUCUCAGUAGUUGGGAGUGGCCAUUGUUUCAAUCAUCCAGUUGUUGGACACAUUCAAUUCAACCAAUCCAAUUGAUAGAUGGACAUCUGAAGAGAGUAAUGCUAACCAAUGUACUUACAAGAUUCUGAGUUGUAGUUCAGGAUACAUUCUGAGUCAUAUAUUUAAUAAGGAGGUGUGAUGGUACAAGAUUUUAAAAGUGAUUUGGACUUUGGAGAUGAAAUUUAAUCUCUAGUUCACCACUUUCUUCAGGCAUCAGCUUUUAAUUUUUAAAGUCUUAUUAUUCUCUUUUGAUGUUGGAUGACAAUGCUUAUGUUUAGUAGAUCCUUAAAGUCUUCUGAUGUGCAUAAUUGUCAUCUAACUUUUGAAAAGUGUUUCUAUGGAAUUAGAUUGAAAGAGUAGCCAAUCAG